This is a messenger RNA of Prorocentrum cordatum, 2265 nucleotides long. Lineage: Eukaryota; Dinophyceae; Prorocentrales; Prorocentraceae. The record is from the annotation of a GenBank genome assembly.
UGGCAGCGCACGCUGACCGCACAAUGGUGCACAACAUCCGUUCCGUAGCCAUUUUGGGUCAAGUUGGCGAAUUCCCAGCCCUUCAUUGGAGUAUUACACAUGAUCCCUAGAAGGUUGCCCAGGAGAUCAGAAAUCAGGGACAGAGCUGUCCCCAGUCUACCUCGCGGCGUCCCACAGAGACGCGGACCGCGCUUCAUGUGACAGGUUGCGGCUACCCGACUCGGCGGCCGCGCUGCUCCACUUUCCAGCAUGGCGCCAGGCCCGCUGGACGGUCACGCGCCGCGGGUGCUGGGCCAGCGGCAGUGGGACGCGGCCGCGCGCGGCGGCGCGCCCGCAGGCGGUCAGCUGCGGGCUGUAGGCAGGCCUGACGCCCUGCACGCCCCGUCCGAGGAGUGGAUCGCCUUCCAGGGCCGCGCCUCUCACUUGCACAUCGGCGCCAGCGUUCCGCUGCAGCUGGAGAUGUGGCUUGCGGGCGGAGUCACGAAGGGCUUCUGGAGCGUGCUGGGGCUGUUCGGCGACGUCUGUGACCGAAUCGUCAGGGACGUCGGGGCGUUUGCGCUGCGGUCCGACAGGGGCAUCCACAGGUGCUUCUGCGGGAGCGAAGAUGCGGACGGCAUGUGGUCGGGGCUGCUGGUCCACAGCCCAUGAGCAGGGUGGCUCGUUCCAGCUCUGGCGCUGCGCGGGCGUUCGGCGCCACCCACUCCGUCGCGGCCAUCAGCGGUGCCUGGUGCACCGGCGGUCCACAACGGCGGGUAUCUUUGUCCAAAAUUAGCUACGGGGCUCAGGAAAUCGCGGUCAAGGGUGGCGCGCACCCCUCAAAGGAGACGAAGGAAGUCAUUAUCUCCGUCCGGAAGCUGAUGGAGGCAAUCGCUGUCGUUUGGGAGCUACAUCCCAGAGGGCUGGACCUUGCCAAGCUGGAGACCAUGGUUCACAGGAGGUACCUGGAGAUGGGGCAGGUAUGCGUCCUGGAAAGCCAAGGCAGCUCCACCCUCGUGCUCGGCUCAGCGCGCCGCGCGGGGGUAGCGUCGGUUCUGCCGCCAGAGCGCAUUCCGCCCAGCGCCUCGAAGUCGCUGAGCAGGCAGACGAGCAAGGCGGGCUUGCUGAGCGGGCUUGCUGAGUUGGGCCCGCCGAGGCCGGCGCUGAAGUUGCCGGAGCCUCGUGUCCUGAUGUGUGGCCGUGGCAGCGAUUGGUAUGGCAGGACUGCUGUCAGAGUCUCGCCUCAGGCGCGGAGCUGGAGUUUGCACUCUGUCACCAAUGGAUUCGUGCGGCUACCUUUUCUCCAGGGCCAGCGCUCUCGCCGCUUCACGGCCAUCACGUCUGUUCCUUAUGCGGCCGUAGUCGGGGUUACUCUCAGGUGCCGCUUCCCGUUGACGAGAAGCGUAGAGACCACGUCCGCAUAUCCGCACCAUCCUCAAAUGAAUAUACCAGGAAGUCAGAAGCGCUUUUUCAGACUCACUUUAUUAUCUAUCGUGGGCGCGCGCGCUGCGCAUCCGACAGAAGGGUUGUAAUUCCCAGAGAGCCAUGGCGCUCGUGCUCGGAGUAGCUGUGCAAAUGGCUAGAUGACGGAACUGGAUUUGCCAGGCUGUCCUUCCCAAUUUAAGCUAUGCCCUGACGCUAGUACCUCGCUGUAAUUUGGAUUCAUCGACCCUCCGACCCUCAAGGGAGGGAUUGUGCCUACCGCCCAGUCGGACGUGUCUUCGUCGGACUGAUAGGUUUUGCUUCGUUACCAUCAUCGUUUCGGCCCUAUGGGAUCGCAUAUUAGCAAUCCUGCCAGCAGUUCGGCUUAGCUUCAAGCGCAUGAAGUUGAGCGGAUGCUUUUGCACACCGUUCAAGGUGCGUGUGCGGCUUGUUCGUGAUGCCCUCAGCGCUUGUUCUAUUUGAAGUCUUAAUUCGAGGGAUAUGGAAUUCGUGAGCCCGCGCUAGUUGCACUGCGCCUAUUUCACGGGUUCAUCCCUGAAGCAUGCUGAGCUGUUUGUUCAGUUGUUUGCGAUUGCGCAUAGCACACUCAGGUGAUCUUGCUUCCUGCUAGUGAAGAGCUUGACCAGUCGAUUUCCGCAGAAUGGCACGCUCCGCGCAUCGCGUCGCAUCAUGUGUUUUCGUACCUGCGCGGGAGGUACUUGCCCCUGUGUGUACGUAUGAGCAAACGUGUCGGGCAUUCGUUGGCCGCGUCUCGAGCAAGCCACACCAGAUUUUGAUACGGGACGCUGGCGGUGCGGGGUGCGUGGGAAACACGAUGCGACUGCAACUGUUGCGGAUGUGCUGCUG